Ophidiomyces ophidiicola is the source of this 1554-nucleotide messenger RNA. RefSeq names its product Hexadecenal dehydrogenase (gene HFD1). The record is from RefSeq and is a predicted model, not a curated record. The transcript has 4 exons. Gene Ontology annotation, biological process: aldehyde metabolic process. Gene Ontology annotation, cellular component: cytoplasm. Gene Ontology annotation, molecular function: aldehyde dehydrogenase (NAD+) activity. The coding region runs from base 1 to 1554 and encodes 517 amino acids. Lineage: Eukaryota; Fungi; Ascomycota; Eurotiomycetes; Onygenales; Onygenaceae.
AUGGGCGCCGUUGAUAUCCCAACCCUUCAGUAUACCCCAACUGGGGAUAUAUCGGGCAAAGUCGAUCGUCUUCGUGCUACCUUUUUCCAACAGAAAACGAAGUCCAUUGAGUCCAGGAUUCUUCGGCUUCGCAAGCUGUAUUGGGCAAUCAAGGAUCGUGAAGAUCGCAUUAAGGAGGCCCUUCGCCGUGACUUAGGAAAGUCUGACUUUGAAUCUUACCUGGCCGAAAUCACAAUGAUGGAAAAUGAUAUUAUUUUCGUCACCAAGAACUUACCGAAAUGGGCAAAGGACGAGAAGGCUGCUGAUAUCGACUUGACAUAUUCCUUGAUGAAACCAACAAUUAGGAAGGAUCCGUUAGGAUGUGUCUUGAUCAUCGGAGCUUUCAAUUUCCCAUUUUUGCUCACAUUUGGCCCUCUUAUAGGUGCUAUUUCCGGCGGCAAUACCGUAAUGGUUAAACCCAGCGAAUCAGCACCAAAUUCAGCUGUGGUCAUACAAGAAAUUAUCGAAGCGGCGUUUGAUCCCUCUGUUGUGUCUGUAUCCCAGGGAGCUGUGGAGGAGACCAAGACCCUGCUUGCCCAGAAAUGGGACAAAAUAUGCUUCACAGGCAGCAAUAAAGUGGGUCGAAUUGUGGCCCAGGCCGCAGCUCCGACUUUAACGCCUGUCCUUUUGGAACUUGGAGGUCGUAACCCGGCCUUUAUUACAAAACAUGCGGACCUCCGCCUAGCUGCACGACGCUUGUUGUGGGGAAAGACUUUCAAUGCUGGCCAAAUCUGUACGUCUCAGAAUUACAUCCUCGCCGAUAAGGAAGUUGUGCCCAGGCUCGUGGACGAGUUCUCCAAAGCCCUUAAAGAGUAUUAUCCCAAAGGGCCCAGGGCCUCUCAAGACUACUGCCGGAUUAUCAACAAAGGCGCCUUUCAUCGCAUCAAGGCUAUGCUUGAUAACAGCAAUGGCAAAAUCCUUCUUGGUGGUAGUAUGGACGAGGACGAAAAAUUCAUUGAGCCGACGGUUGUCCUAGUUGAUUCCGUGGACGAUUCUUUGAUCACCGAAGAAAGCUUCGGCCCGAUAAUCACCAUUUUACCAGUGACAAACUUGGAUGAAGCUAUUCGGAUUGCGAAUGAGGUUGAUAGUACUCCACUGGCUCUUUACCCCUUUGGGACAAAGGAAGAAGUUGCAAAAGUUCUAUCCUCUGUCCGGUCGGGAGGUGCAUCUAUCAAUGAUUCGUACAUGCAUGUCAGUAUUCCUACACUGCCGUUUGGUGGCGUUGGUGAGAGUGGUUCAGGUUGUUAUCAUGGACGAAGCAGCUUCGACUCAUUUGUUCACCGGCGCUCGAUCACAACCACUCCUAGCUGGGUAGAGCGUGUCCUCGCAAUCCGCUACCCGCCAUAUGCGGGGAAACUCAGCAAAUUUCUAGGAGCUGGUGUGUUGAAGCCCAAUUUUGACCGCCAAGGUCGUGAAAAACUCGGAAUUUUCGGCUGGCUGGUCUGGUUUAUCACGCUUGGUGGUGGGCCAAACAAAUCUGGCGCUGCUAGAACUGCUGCGGUUACUCUCGGUUAG